Messenger RNA from Zasmidium cellare ATCC 36951, 1257 nucleotides. RefSeq lists its product as uncharacterized. The record is from RefSeq and is a predicted model, not a curated record. Gene Ontology annotation, cellular component: mediator complex. Gene Ontology annotation, biological process: regulation of transcription by RNA polymerase II. NCBI's taxonomy places the organism in Eukaryota, Fungi, Ascomycota, Dothideomycetes, Mycosphaerellales, Mycosphaerellaceae. The coding region runs from base 1 to 1257 and encodes 418 amino acids. The transcript is spliced from 3 exons. Gene Ontology annotation, molecular function: transcription coregulator activity.
AUGUCCGCCAGUGACGGGGAACGCUCGCCCAAACGCCAGCGACUCGAAUCGUAUUCACCAGCCAGCCCACCUUUGAACCCCGACACAAAGGCCUUUAUUCCCCCCAACACGCCUCCCCCCAGCGUCCGCAUGUCUCCGUCAUGGCAGGCACAGUCUUCUCAAAAUCACCAUCAAGGCAAUAGUAGCACUUUUCCAACACCGCCGAGCACGUCUGGAUUCCACGGUCACGCAACUGGACGAGGCGCAGGAAGCGACGCAGGAGGAGACAGUGGUCGGCAGACGCCUGUGACGGACGCAGGCGGCGAAGUGCGCAAAGACAGCGACGGUGAUAUGGAGAUGGCGGAUCGACAGGAUGGUGGCGAUGGAGAUGCAGAGCACAGAAGAACGAACCACGAGCGGCAACGGAACGCCGAUGCUGCGUCGUCAUCAUCGCUCUCAGUUGUGCAGCCACUGCACAAGCUCUCCACAACUCCCAUCCCUCAAGUUCUUCCGCAUCCUUCACUGGAUCUUAUUCAGCUCUACAGUCUUCAGCGUAUUCAAGCCUCAGUGGCACGGCGUGACCCUCGGACUGGCGAGAAGAUUAACAAGCUGCGCAAGUCGUACGAGAAUAAGGUCAAAGCCCUAGGCUUGGAAGGUCGAAAUAAAGCCACCCAGAAUUCGAAUGAAUUGCAAGGACUGCUCGACCCAGGAUGGAACUUUGAGCAUGAACCAGGCGUGACUUACUGGCAGGCAAAGGUGCGCGACAGCAACAUGCAACUUGGAAACAAGGACGCGGAGGAUGAAAUAUUUUCGAAACUGAGCGCUGCAUUCGACCUUCACCCGGGACGACUCCCACCAAAGGAGCACAAAGAGUAUCAGAGCAUGCUCGGCCUGGACGAUCCUGCUGCUGGCGUGAAGCCGGCUAUGAACAAAGCUCCCAACGGACCGGUAAGUGCAAUGGCGAAGACAGCACCCGCAGCUCAAAUCCGCAAUUCUGCGCCCGCAUCUCCUGGCAACAUGGCUGGACGACCAGAUCGGGCGAACAAGAAGCGACGCUACGAUGACUCGAGCUUUGUCGGAUACCAGGAGGGGUAUGAGGACGAUGGCUACAGUACUGGUGGAAUGGAUGACACGGGCAGGCGUGGCAGCAAUGCCAAGCGCCAGAAGCGCAAGGACUUCCCCUCUACCUCCGCAACCGCUCAACAAUCCGCCCGCAACUCGCCAUCGACAUUCUCGAACGGCACCCAGAACGGUAUGGUCGGAGUUCGCAGUUCGUAA